Monoraphidium neglectum is the source of this 1593-nucleotide messenger RNA. Its product is annotated as fatty-acyl-CoA synthase. The transcript is spliced from 5 exons. The annotation marks the transcript as partial. The record is from RefSeq and is a predicted model, not a curated record. Lineage: Eukaryota; Viridiplantae; Chlorophyta; Chlorophyceae; Sphaeropleales; Selenastraceae. Gene Ontology annotation, molecular function: medium-chain fatty acid-CoA ligase activity. Gene Ontology annotation, biological process: fatty acid metabolic process.
AUGCGGCUGUGCGGCUCCGACGUCUGGGGCCACUUUGCGCCGCUCUUCCACCUGGUGGAUGUGUUUGCUGUCUACGCAGUCACGCUGGUGGGCGGCCGCCACGUGCUGCUCCCGUCCUUUGCUCCCGUGGACGCGCUGCUCGCAAUCGAGCGCGAGGGCGUCAGUGUCUCCAACCUGGCCUCCACCAUGGUGACCAUGUUAGCCAGCAGCCCCAUGCUGCCCCUGGCGGACCUGUCCUCCCUCCGCCUCCUCUCCUGUGGCGGCAGCCCCCAGUCGCCCGCCGUCAUUGACCGCGCCAUUGCCGCUUUCGGCUGCGAGUUCUUCGUGAGCUAUGGGAUGACAGAGUGCUGCGGCAAAAUAUCGAUGAGCCUCCUGCCACGCGCGACGCCGGCUGCGUCUUGGUCGCCCGGUGGGGCCGGCGGCGGCGGAGAGCAGGGGGCCGUCGAUGCGGCGGAGAGGCAGGUCGCGCGCGACGCGGCGUGGGCGGAGGCGGUCGCGGCGGCGGGCGGGCCGGAGGGGCUGCUGCAGCUGGUGCACACCUCGGGGCGCCCCUUCUUGCCGAUGGAGGUGCGCAUUGUGGACGAGGACGACCGCGACGUGGACCCUGGCUCCGGCGCCGCCGGCGAGGUCGUCUGCCGCGGCCCCACCGUCUUUGGCGGCUACACCGGCUCCGUCGCCGCCGCCGCUGAAGCCGAGGCCGAGGCCAGGGCCGCUACCGCUGCCGGCGCUGCCGUCUCCGUCACCGCCACUGGUGCUGGUGCCGACGCUGGGGCAGAAGCCAAGGCCGGGGCCGGGUCUGCGGUUGCGUCCAAAGGUGGCGGCAGCGGCGGUGACGGCGGCAGGGGCGGCGGCGGCGCGUGGCUGCAGCCCGGUGGCUGGUUUAGGACGGGUGAUCUGGCAGUGGACCACGGGAAUGGGUACAUAACGGUCGUGGAUCGCAAGAAGGACAUGAUCCUGGUUGGGGGCGAGAACGUGUACUGCUCAGAGGUGGAGGCGGUACUGCAGCAGCACCCGACCGUCGCGCAGGCCGCCGCGUUCGCCGCCCCCUCCGCCCUCCUGAGAGAGGUCGUCGCCGCCGCCGUCGUGCUGCGCCCCCACGCCCUAGCCGUCCCCGCCGCCGACGGCACCGGCGGCCCGGCGGCGGCGGCGGCCGGGGCCCUGGCGCCGGCGGCCGCGCCGGCGACGCUGGUCGAGUGGUGCCGCGCGCGGCUCGCGCACUACAAGGUGCCGUCCCAGGUGCACGUGCUGGAGGCGAUGCCAACAACAGGGUCGGGCAAGGUGCUCAAGCGGCAGCUCCGCACCAUGCUGGUGCCCAGCGCCGCCACCCAUGCUCCUCGCGUUGCCGCGACUGGUGGAGCCGCCGCUGGCGCUGCCGCCAGCAGCGCCUCUCCGCUCGCCGCGCACGACGCGCUGCGGCCGCUGGAGGUGUCGAGCGUCGGUGGCGCGCGCGGGCUCGCGCGCCUCGCCGCGACUGCGCUUGGGCCCGGCGCGCCGGUGCUGGCCCUGCCGCUCGCCGAGCCCCGGGGGGCGGGCCUGGACGCGCACGCGUGCUACGUGCUGCCGCUCACGAAUGGUGUGGCUCUGCAGGAACAG